Ziziphus jujuba (common jujube) is the source of this 1540-nucleotide messenger RNA. Its product is annotated as serine/threonine-protein phosphatase PP1. Gene Ontology annotation, cellular component: cytoplasm; nucleus. The record is from RefSeq and is a predicted model, not a curated record. The coding region runs from base 193 to 1218 and encodes 341 amino acids. The transcript is spliced from 5 exons. Lineage: Eukaryota; Viridiplantae; Streptophyta; Magnoliopsida; Rosales; Rhamnaceae. Gene Ontology annotation, molecular function: protein serine/threonine phosphatase activity.
UUUUUUUUUUUUUUAUAAUUUUAUUGUUGAAGUACAGAAGGAAAAAAACCUCCAUAAACACAAAAAGAAUGUUUCGCACACUCUCUUCCGACCUCCAAACGACACGCAUCUUCUGACAAAACGACAGCAAAAAGAAGCGACCCACCCACUACCACCACCACUACCACCACCUCAAAGGGUGAGACCGAACGAAUGGACCAAUCAGUCCUUGAUGACAUAAUCAAUCGGCUUCUUGAAGUCCGAGGCCGUCCCGGAAAGCAAGUUCAGCUUUCGGAAUCGGAGAUCCGGCAACUCUGUGUAGUUUCUAGGGAGAUUUUCUUGCAACAGCCUAAUUUGUUAGAGCUUGAAGCACCCAUCAAGAUUUGUGGUGAUAUACACGGUCAAUACUCCGAUCUUUUGAGGCUUUUUGAGUAUGGUGGAUUCCCUCCUAAAUCCAAUUACUUAUUCUUGGGAGAUUAUGUGGAUCGAGGCAAGCAAAGCUUGGAAACAAUAUGUCUUCUCCUUGCAUAUAAAAUAAAAUAUUCCGAGAACUUUUUUCUCUUGAGGGGAAAUCAUGAAUGUGCUUCUAUAAACCGUAUAUAUGGAUUUUAUGACGAGUGUAAGAGGAGAUUCAAUAUAAGGCUAUGGAAGACGUUUACAGAUUGUUUUAACUGCUUGCCAGUGGCAGCCCUAAUUGAUGAAAAAAUCCUCUGUAUGCAUGGGGGCCUUUCUCCUGACCUGCAUAAUUUAGACCAAAUCAGAAACUUAUCGCGACCAACUGAUGUACCAGAUACGGGCUUGCUCUGUGAUCUUCUCUGGUCUGAUCCAAGUAAAGAUGUUCAAGGUUGGGGGAUGAAUGACAGGGGAGUUUCAUAUACAUUUGGUUCUGACAAGGUUACAGAAUUUCUUGAGAAGCAUGAUUUGGAUCUCAUUUGCCGUGCUCACCAGGUUGUGGAGGAUGGAUAUGAAUUUUUUGCAAAUCGACAACUUGUGACUAUAUUUUCAGCACCUAACUACUGUGGGGAAUUUGAUAAUGCUGGUGCAAUGAUGAGUGUGGAUGAAACACUGAUGUGCUCUUUUCAAAUAUUAAAGGCUUCUGACAAAAAUUUGAAAUUCAACUUUGGGAGCACAACUACAAAUAAACCUGGAAAUCCAUCGACAGUUUUUGGGAGCACAACCACAGCUAAACCUGGAAACUCUCCUGCAGGAGUCAAGUCCUUCCUUGGUGCCAAGGUAUGAGAUUUGGUGUUAGCAGAUUAUAGCCUGCAGGAGAUGUACCAUCAGCAGCACAUUUAGCUCAAGAACACGUAAAAGGUGGUGACAGAAGAUUGUGGUCCAUUAAGCAUUAAUUUCACUUGUAAUAUGUGGAAAAUUGUAAAAUUUUAGAGGAAAAAUAUAUUAGAAACUAAAGCAAAGCUUGUUUUUCUUGAUAUAAAAAUUGGGUUUGAAGAUAAAAAACGGCUGUAAUCUGCUUUUUUCUCCUAACCUUGCCUCUGUACACUAAUAGAUGUUUUAUUUGCUGCUAUGAAUUAUUACAUAUCCCUCUGCUUUUGAGACUUUA